CCGAGACCAUGGAUAAAGCCACCCACAGUGAGAAGAGCAGCAGCAGCAGCCGCUGCAUGGAAACCUACUUAAAGAAGUUUAAAUUGGGACGAUCUAUGAAUAAUGAGCGUGAAGCUCUGAGGAAGCGAUACAGGGAUGAGCUGAGGGAAGAGAUGAAGGAUCCUCCAUUCAAACCGGAAAAAUUCGGUGACCCCCGCAGCCUGGAGAAAAUUUCAGAUUCACUUUUGAGACACGGUGUCGUCUCAGUUGCUUUGUACAGUGAAAGAGUGCUGGUCUAUGCAUGCUCCGGAACAGCUGUACGCUACAAGUACAGGAACAUGCGAGAUCACCAUAACAGAUUUGUGACUUCCGCGCGUUUGGCCCACAAGUUUGAGGAUAACAGAACCAGAGAUGAUAAUUUAAGGAUUGAACUGCGUACUUCCGACAAUGAAAUCCUGCAUGGGCUCUUGGAACUAUAUGAUGACAAUAUGGAUAUUGCUAUCGUCACGUCCUUUAGCCUCCAAGUUGUCUACCCUAUGGAUACGUGUAAUCGCGUGAAUCUACAACCAAACACACGGAAAUUAUUUGCAUAUGGAUGUUCCAACCGUGGCACUCUGAUGGGCGCAAAUUGUUCGCAUCCUGUUUCCGAGGACGAGGGCCUUGUGUCACUUACUUGUAACAUCACAGAGAGUGGACUUGGAGGGCCCGUUCUAUAUUUUGGUCCUCAUGGUGAACGCAUUGCUGGACUUAUCGUUGGAUCUGGUGAAGGCAAGAUAGUGUUGCUACCAACGAACAAACUUAAUGGUUGGUUGAAGCGUAUUCUUCUGAUAACCAGUAAGGCUCCCCACUUUCGUGGAUAUUCUUUGCCUGAAGGAGUAAAAACAGCCAUCCCUUCAGGAUUUAUGGUACAAUCUAAGAUUCUUCAAUCAUUAGGCUAUCCCCUGCCACCACCACUCAUGUUUGAGCUCAAUGGAAGAUUGAUUGGUAGGUUUGAAGAGCAUUUUGGUCAACUUCAUUAUUGGGAAGGGUAUCCUUUUGAUCUCCCGAAUAAUUAUGGUCCAAAACCUAUCUGGGAGCAACUUGGGAAAGAACUCGCUCAGGAAAUAUCCCAAAGUGUUGUCUCAAUUGCUUCAUUCAAGGAUAACACAAGGUGUUUUGCUUGCACGGGCAUGUUUAUAACAGGCAGAGACUACCAGCUCGUCCUUACUUCAGCUAGUUUGGUUCGGACUGGUGAUGCGGAAGGCAAGAUUGAUGAGACAUUAAGGAUUGAGGUGUUCCUCCCGCCAAAUAAUUCUGUGGAGGGGAUACUAGAACUGUAUCAUGAAAAUUACAACAUUGCCCUUGUCCGUCUAAAGUAUGAUCUAACUACUGCUAUUUCGCCACAAGAUAUCUUCAAUGUUAGGGAGUCUACAGAAAACAAAUCAGUAGUAGCAAUAGGGCGUGGGCCUAAAAGAUCUCAUGGAUUAUUGAUGGCCUCAAUGGGUGAAGCGAAGGGUAAAUACGAGACCGAGCAUAAAAGCAAGCGGUCCACUGGUGUCGAUAAAAAGGUUUAUUGCCCAGACCUUCUUAUGUCCACAUGUCAAAUCAAGAAGGUUGGGAUUGGAGGCCCUCUUAUUGAUUUGGAUGGUAAUUUCAUUGGCAUGAACUUUUAUGACGAAAGUGAAACAACUCCUUUUCUACCAAGGAAGACGAUUGUAACAGUUUUGCACGAAGGGUUUGAUCUGUUACAAAGCUCUACUUUGGUGCGUCGUCCUAUCAAAAUGGAGGACAUCGAGAGCCAUUUGUCUUCUAAGACACGAAAGAGGAAGAGAAGCUGCUGGCCUGUGUCCGAGGCAUAUUGGUUUCUUGCUGGUGAAGUUCAUCCUCUAGACCAGCUUGUUGGAAAAGUUCUCAUGUAGACGUGAAGCAAGCUGUUGGUGGAGUACCCUCUCAAAUGUGCAACUUCUGUAUGGUUUGUGUUUGAUAUUUAUUUAUAUAUAUAUAUGGUGUUUAUUUAUGUGUAUCCCUCUCAGGUAUUUAAUGGCAUAUUAUAUUAGGAUAUACUCCCUCUCUUU
Messenger RNA from Lolium perenne, 2033 nucleotides. RefSeq lists its product as uncharacterized. The record is from RefSeq and is a predicted model, not a curated record. NCBI's taxonomy places the organism in Eukaryota, Viridiplantae, Streptophyta, Magnoliopsida, Poales, Poaceae.